AUGUCCAAGACCGCACUUAAGGACCUCAAUACCAUUCCUGUAACUGAAAGGAAGAGCGAGGGCUCUGGUAAGACGUGUUUGACAAAGCCUCCGGUUGACAAUGCUAAUGAAAAUAUUGAAGAAUAUCAAAAGAAGAAAAAUGGUCCUGCUUUGGUUUCCCCACAUGUUAAUGGAAAUCAGGCUGUCCCUGUGGAUUCUGUUGUAGAGAUUGGAAUUGUAGAAAUAGAGUACAUUGAAUCCGAGAAUUUGAACGAUGUAGAAGAUAUUGAUACUUGUCUCAAGACCCUCUUAGCCGCACUUGACUCAAAGGAUUGGGUCCUGGUCUGUGAUACUCUAAAUAAUGUACGUCGGUUGUCUAUAUUUCAUAAGGAAGCAAUGCUUGAUAUUCUGGGGAGUGUGAUUACACAUAUUGCUAAGGCCCUGAAAAGUCCUAGGAGUGCUGUUAUCAAAACGGCCGUUAUGACAUCUGCUGACAUUUUCUGUGCAUAUAAUGAUCUUAUGAUAGAUUCACUGGAUCCUCUGCUAUUACAGCUUCUUCUAAAGUCUUCACAGGACAAACGUUUUGUAUGCGAAGCAGCAGAAAAAGCCUUGAUAUCAAUGACUACUUGGAUAUCCCCUAUUUCAUUGUUGCCAAAAUUGCAACCAUACCUUAAGCACAAGCAUCCCCGUGUUCGUGCAAAGGCAUCAAUGUGCUUUUCUCGAAGUGUUCCACGACUGGGUGCAGAAGGCAUAAAGACAUACGGCAUUGACAAAUUGAUUCAAGUAGCUGCAUCCCAGUUGAGUGACCAGCUUCCUGAGUCCAGAGAAGCAGCUCGAACCCUAAUUCUUGAGCUUCAAAAUGUUUACGAGAAAUUUCACAAUUUCGAGACUGAGACAGCAUCUGAGGAUCCCAAGACUGAGACAGCAUCUGAGGAUCCUAAGACUGAGACUGCAUCUGAGGAUCCUAAGAUCAAGACUGCAUCUGAGAAUCCUAAGACCGAGACUGCAUCUGAGAAUCCUAAGACCGAGACUGCAUCUGAGGAUCCUAAGACUGAGACAGUGACUGAAGAUCCAGAUACUGAUUCAGAAUCCUGGGAAAACUUUUGUCAGUCAAAUCUUUCUCCUUUAAGUGCUCAAGCUGUACUUCGCGUCACCAGUAUUGCACGGGAAGGUCUUGUUUCAUGA
This is a messenger RNA of Lathyrus sativus (Indian pea), 1164 nucleotides long. Lineage: Eukaryota; Viridiplantae; Streptophyta; Magnoliopsida; Fabales; Fabaceae. The record is from the annotation of a GenBank genome assembly.